Molecule: messenger RNA, 1230 nt
Organism: Syzygium oleosum
Lineage: Eukaryota; Viridiplantae; Streptophyta; Magnoliopsida; Myrtales; Myrtaceae
Product: AAA-ATPase At5g57480-like
Exons: 2
Coding region: 1-1230 (409 amino acids)
Molecular function (GO): ATP binding; ATP hydrolysis activity
Source: RefSeq, a predicted model, not a curated record
AUGGAGGGAAGUAGGCUGGGCAAGUGGCUGAAGCAGUAUGGUGAUGGCGAUGGAGAUGGAGAGGCUAGAGAGGCAGAAAUGGAGAGCUCCUGGGCAUCCCUGGCCUCCCUCCUGAGCAUCCUGUGGGUGGUGUUCCCGCCGGAGCUCCGGUUUGCCUCCCUCAAGUUCCUGAACCGGGCCUUCACCUGCUUCUCCUCCUACUGCUACAUCGACAUCACCGAGAAUAACGGUGUCAACACCAACGUGCUCUACAACGCUGUCCAGCUCUACCUCAGCUCCUACGUCUCCGCCUCCACCUCAGCCAGCCGCCUCUCCCUCACCCGCACCAUCAACUCCAGCGCCACCAUCUUCGGCCUCUCCAACAAUGACUGCAUCAACGACGUCUUUAACGGUGUUGCCGUCCAGUGGGAGCACAUGGUGACACAGCGCCAGUCCCAGACCUUCUCGUGGCGGCCCCUCCCCGACGAGAAGCGCAGUUUCAUGCUCCGGAUCAGGAAGGGCGACAAGGACCUCAUCAUCCACUCCUACCUGGACCAUAUCAUGGACAAGGCCAACAACAUCCGCCGCAAGAACCAACAACGCCUCCUUUACAUUAAUUUGCGUGGCAGGUCGCUCGAUUCUCAUAGCCACCCUUGGGAAUCGGUGCCGUUCAAGCACCCGAGCACCUUCGACACGUUGGCCAUGGACCCGGAGACGAAGGGGAACAACAUGGAGGACCUCUGCAACUUCGCAGCCAGGCAGACCCUAUACCAGCAGACAGACCAAGCCUGGAAGUGGCGCUACCUGCUCAGCGGCCCGCCCGGGACAGCGAAAUCGAACAUUUUCGCCGCGAUGGCCAAUUUCCUCGGCUAUGACAUCUACAACCUCGAGCUGACCAAGGUGCACUCCAAGUCCGAGCUCCUGAACCUCCUCAUGAAGACCAGCUCCAAGUCCAUCGCCGUCAUCAAGGACAUCGACUGCUGGGUCAAUCUGUCGAACCGGUCCAAGGUGCCCCAAGCCAUCGCACCUCAGAGCUACAACGACCCCGGGGUGCCUGACACCACACGCAGUGUUGAGGACGGGAACAACAACACCAACACCAUCUGGGGGUUGCUCAACUUCCCCGACGGCCCGUGGUCGUGCUGUGGGAGCGAGAGGAUCUUCGUAUUCACCACCACCAACCGCAUUGAGAAGCUCAACCCAGCAUUGCUCCAGAGCAGCCGGAUGGACAUGCACAUCUGCAUGAGCUAA